Guillardia theta CCMP2712 is the source of this 2403-nucleotide messenger RNA. RefSeq lists its product as hypothetical. The transcript has 14 exons. Gene Ontology annotation, cellular component: plasma membrane; voltage-gated sodium channel complex. Lineage: Eukaryota; Cryptophyceae; Pyrenomonadales; Geminigeraceae. Gene Ontology annotation, molecular function: calcium ion binding; voltage-gated sodium channel activity. The record is from RefSeq and is a predicted model, not a curated record. Bases 1 to 2403 code for a protein of 800 amino acids. Gene Ontology annotation, biological process: transmembrane transport; monoatomic ion transport.
AUGGUCAUUCGUGGAUCAGCGCUGAUGCUGAAACGAAGAUCGUCGUUCGAGCAUGCAGCCGACAAAACGAUCGCUGACAAGUUCCUUGUGUCUGGGAAAGUUACAGCGCAGCUCCCGCCGGAGAACAAGAGGAUCAAGGUCGGGGUCCUGGAGAAGGUUGUGGUGACCAAGAAGCAGAUCAUAGUGUCCAAGUUGAACUCGGACGUCGUUCACGAGGUCAUCCCGCUGCAUGAGAUCGAGAGCAUCAACAUCGUCAACAACACUCGAGACAUACAGAGACGGUCUUCCGUGUUCCACACUGCCACCCCGCACAGUCACAAGGACGAGACGCACGAAGUCAACGUCAACGUCGAGACGUUUGCGUUCGAGAUCAUGACGUCUCAGGACGGAUACAACGCCGGACGCAGCUACUGCUUCCGCACCGACAGCUCUGAAGAGGAGCGUGACCUGUGGGUAGAGUUUCUAAGGAAGGCUUGCAAGAUCGCUGUCGACAUGGAGCGGAGGACCGACCCGAACCUCUCCAAGAUCGUGUGGCUGCAGCUGAUCCUGCGCGAUAUUCUCCAGUCCAAGGGUUCGCAGGCUCUUGUGUCCGCUGUCAUCCUCACAAACUUCGUGAUCAACAUCUUGGCGGCAGAGUACCUGCCGGAGGACGGGACAUACAUGCUGAGCGUCUUCAAGAAGCUUGAUAUCUUCUUCACAGUGCUCUACACCUUCGAGUUCAUCCUCCUCCUCUUUGCGUUCGGGAAAUCUUUCUGGAUGGACGGCUGGAGGAUCUUCGACUUUCUGAUCGUCGUCGUGAGCAUCGCCGGCCUGACUAUCGCGGAGAACAGCAAGUUCCAAGUCGUCCGCCUCAUUCGAGUCUUUCGAGCCGUCAAAGCCCUUCAGAUCUUCAGCUCUUUCCGGCAAAUCAUCAACGCCCUCACGAACUCCAUCCUUCCCGUCUUCAGCUCCUUCAUCGUCCUCGUCCUCGUCACCUGCAUCUACGCCGUGAUCGCAGUCAACCUGUUCAGCAGCAAGAACUUCAUCUAUUUCGGUAACUUCAAGAGAGCGCUCUUCACCAUGUUCACGGUCUGUACGGGGGACGGAUGGGCAGAGCUGACCCGGUCGCUGACUAACCCCGGGGAGUUUGACGGCUGGAUUGCUUUCUUCUUCACCUCAUACGUGAUCAUAGGAGGCAUCGUGCUUGUCAACGUAGUAGUCGCCGUCCUCCUCGAUGAGUUCGUGGAGUCAGUGACGAUGGAGAAGGAGCAAAUGAAGAAGGCGGGAGUGAAGGAGCUCUCGUACAUGGAGAGCUUUCACGUCGGGCCCCUCGACCCUCUCCUCGCCUCCCUCGUCCACUACAACACCAACGACGAUCUCAGCGAGAGGAUCGCGAAGCUCUUCGACUACCUCGACAAGGACGACAGCGGCUUCCUCUCCUUCAAGGAGCUCUCCACCGGCCUCCGGCACCUGGACAAGGAUCAUGCCAUGCACUUCUCCUACGAGGACUUCGAUGAGAUCACCGAACACUUCCUCUUCUGCAACGAGGAGGAGGAAAUCUCUGCCGACAACUUUGAGCUUAUCGUCCGCGCGCAGCUCAAAAGGUACGUUCAGCGACGGAUGGCUGCUACCAUGGUAGAGGCAGACUUGGACUCGUCCAAGGCCAGCCCCGUCCUCUUCGUCUUGAAGCAGCUCACCCUCAACAUCGAGGAGAUCAGCGACCACCAGAAGAAGAUCGACAAGGAGCAGCAAAAGCUCAAAGAGUCGGUCGCCAACAUCAAGGAUCAAUUCCUCGUGAGGGGAGGGGUCAACCACCUCGAAGUCCUCCAGAGGAACGUGUCUGACUGCGACAGGAAGCUUAACGCUGUUCUCAAGCUCCUCCUCUCUUCCUCCGACAAGUCGGCAGUGGGGGAGGAGGUUCUGAAGAAAUUUUCCCUCGACAGCCUCCUCAGCCUCGUUCCUCAGCCUCCGACGCACGAGGAGAGCAGGAAACAAGUUCCCAUCACCACCCUCCUUCCCGUCCAGUCCUCCGGCCUCUCCCCUCUCCGCAAGGAGCGAAAGGUUCGAAGCCAGCGCACGCCCAGCUCAGAGAAGAGUUUGCAGUCCCUGGAGGCGAGAAAGGAGGCGAUGUCCAGCAUCAGCAUCUCCAGCGACUUCGUGCAUCUGCUGCAGAACGAGGAGGAGGAGGAGGAGGGGAGGAGAAGGUCGAGGGAGAUGCAUGACGAGGAGGAAGGGGGACGGCAACAGUUUGUGACCCAUCUGGACUCUUGCGGCCUCACCAUGAUCAAAGUUCCGCGCAACCUGAUCAACACAAGACUACUGGGCGCCCCUGCAGACAGCAACGAGGAACCUGGUCAUGAACGAGGCUGCUGCCUUCCUUCCCUCAACCGUCAAGUUGGAUCCAGCAACGAUCAGGAUUCUUGA